This is a messenger RNA of Oncorhynchus gorbuscha (pink salmon), 2253 nucleotides long. RefSeq names its product b(0,+)-type amino acid transporter 1-like. The coding region runs from base 781 to 2109 and encodes 442 amino acids. The record is from RefSeq and is a predicted model, not a curated record. NCBI's taxonomy places the organism in Eukaryota, Metazoa, Chordata, Actinopteri, Salmoniformes, Salmonidae. Gene Ontology annotation, biological process: amino acid transmembrane transport. The transcript has 6 exons. Gene Ontology annotation, cellular component: membrane. Gene Ontology annotation, molecular function: L-amino acid transmembrane transporter activity.
UACAAUUGUAUGUUUUACCUGGAGUAGGAAAAAUAGACCAUUUCCUUGUUUGUACUACUGAGGUUACAGGCUACAUGAAACAAACCAAAAAUACUGAGUAUAGAAUAUGCAGGAAAAUCAACUGCACCAAUACCUGACAAAGAGUAUACUUUAUCGCAGCCUGACAAAAUGCUUUGAUAUUUGAACAAUCCCACAGACAGCGAUACUGUGUGCCCUUAUCUAGAUUGCAUUUGAUAGACUGAUCCAAGUAGAAAGACAGUAUGUCUGCAGACCAACAUCAUCAGCUAAGGGGCAAGUCUACACUCAGCUGUCAUUUCUAUAUUCACAUGGCUUCUGACAGCAAUUUCAGGUGGCUUUAGCACCAAAACAUAAAACAAUUUUUCCAACCCUCGGGGAAAGAGAAGGAAUUUCUACGCCAUCCAUAAACAUUUAAAGGAAUAAUGUAACUGUACGAUGACAUAGCAUCCCCUUUUCUCCCUCUCCUAGGGGAGGGUGUGAUCUUUCUGGGAACCCUUUUACAGCUAUAAACAAAGAUGACACAACAACAUACUUUAUUCAACCUGAGAAGUUAAUAUUAACUAAGGACUUUACACCCAGCAUCAAAGAUUUGCCAGGUCUUUGUCAUAAUUGUUCUUGACUAAAAGAAGAGUGGAUCUAUCGUUGACAACAGAUUCUCCUGUUGUUUGUAUAAAUUUGGCAUUUGGCCAUGGCAGAAACCGAAACAGAGAGGAUUCAACUGAAGCACGAGUUGGGUUUACUCUGUCAUUGGUAGCAGGAACCAUGAUUGGAUCUGGAAUAUUCAUGUCCCCUCAGUUUGUGCUGUCUUACAUUGGAAGUCCAGGGGCAAGCCUGAUCAUUUGGACAUUGUCUGGCCUUGUAGUCAUGCUGGGGGCACUCUCAUAUGCUGAGCUAGGAACCAUUAUUAAAGAAUCAGGAGGGGACUUUAUCUACAUUCUUCGAAUCUAUGGACAGUUUCCUGCCUUCUUUGUGGCCUUCACCUUCCUAGUAGUGGUGAAACCAGCCAGCAUUGCAGCAAUAUCCCUCAGUUUUGCAGAAUAUGCUGUGGCACCUUUCUACCAAGACUGUUCUCCUCCUCAGCUAAUAGUGAAGUGUGCUGCUGUUGCAGCCAUCAUGGUUGUAGCCAUGGCAAACAUCUUGAAUGUACGUUUAGCCAUGAGAAUUCAGGUGGUCUUCUUGGUGGCUAAGCUAUUUGCAUUGAUGGUUAUAGUAAUUGGAGGGAUAGUGAUAAUUGCACAGGGAAAUGUUGCUGUACAACAAAAUGCUUUUGAUGGUACGAACUUGGGUUUGAGCUCCAUAGGGAUGGCUUUUUACCAAGGCCUCUGGUCCUUUGCUGGCUGGUACAACUUGAACUAUGUGACAGAAGAGUUGAAAAGACCUGAGGUAAAUCUGCCCAGGGCAGUUACAAUUGCCAUCCCCAUGGUAACCAUGCUGUAUCUACUAGUCAAUGUGAGCUACCUGGCUGUCAUGACGCCAAGAGAACUGAUGUCGUCGAAUGCAGUGGCUGUCACCUGGGGGAAUAAGGUGCUCGGGAGCUGGGGAUGGGUGAUGUCUAUCGCAGCCGCUUUGUCUGCUUUCGGCUCCCUGAAUGGAACAUUCUUUAGUGGCGGCCGGGUGUGCUUUGUGGCUGCAAGAGAGGGACACAUGCCUGAUAUUCUGUCCAUGGCCCAUGUGAAUCGACUGACCCCCUCUCCAGCCCUGAUCUUCACCACGGCUAUCUCACUCCUGGUUCUCAUCCCUGGUGACUUUCAGAGCAUUGUCAACUUCUUCAGUUUCACUGCCUGGUUCUUCUAUGCAAUCACUCUGUCUGGGCUCCUCUACCUCAAGAUCAAGAAACCUGAACUUCCCAGGCCAUAUAGGGUUCCCAUUGUAAUCCCCAUCUUGGUCAUCAUCGCAGCAAUUUUCCUUGUGCUGGCACCUAUAAUUGACAACCCCGCGAUAGAGUACCUCUAUGUCACCUUGUUUAUCUUUAGUGGUGUUUUGGUUUAUGUACCCUUCAUCCACUUCAAACUGUGCCCUGGACUGUUGGAGAAAGUCACUGUGUUCCUGCAACUCUUCCUAGAGGUGGCCCCAGCAGACAAAAAUCUAUGAUUUAUUUUACAGAAUAUAUGUGUCACGUUCUGACCUUUAUUUCCUUUGUUUUGUCGUUAUUUAGUAUAGUCAGGAUGUGAGUUGGGGUGGGCAGUCUAUGUUUGUUUUUCUAUGAUUUUGGGAUUUCUAUGUUUCGGCCUAGUG